AUGGAUAGCUUUGACGUGUCCAGCAUCGGCAUGGCUCUGAAUGACGUGACUGACGCGCAGAACGCCAGAAAGGCCGAAGCUGCAAGUACUGCUCGUGAAAAGGGGUGGGUUGAGCCCGAGGGCUACGACUACGCCAAAUACAAUACUCUGCCCCAACUGCCUAAACCUGGUGAGAACAUUGAACCAGAGCAGCGGCAGGAGCAUCAGGGGCUCCCCGAGUGGGCGGCUAACGCUGCGAAAUACGAGUGGAAGGACGAGUACGGUGACGUUGGCCCCCCCAAUCCACAGUUGGAGGAUAUGCUGUUCCGGAGCGACUUCAUCAACCGGACCGGCCUCAAAAUUGGAAAUCUUCAAAACAUUGAAGUGAUCGCCGAGAGUAGGGAGCGACCUCAGCCCGUCAAGAGCUUUGAUGAUGCCGGGCUGCACCCCAUCAUAUGCGACAACAUCAAGCUCUGUUGCUACGAUGUCCCCACCCCCAUCCAGGCUUACGCCAUUCCGGCUGUCUUGACCGGCCAUGAUCUUAUCGCGAUUGCCCAGACUGGUUCUGGAAAAACUGCCGCUUUCCUGAUUCCCGUCUUGUCGCAGUUAAUGGGAAAGGCAAAGAAGCUUGCCGCUCCUCGCCCGAACCUGGCAGAUGGCUUUAAUCCAAGCACUGACUCUGUUGUCGCAGAGCCUCUGGUCCUGAUCGUUGCACCCACCAGGGAGCUCUCCACUCAGAUUUUCGAUGAAGCACGUCGACUCUGCUAUCGGUCGAUGUUGCGUCCUUGCGUCGUUUAUGGUGGCGCCCCAGUGCGCGACCAGAGGGACGAACUGCGGAAGGGGUGCGACAUCCUGAUUGGUACACCUGGUAGACUCCUUGACUUCAUGGAUAAACCUCAUAUCCUCUCCCUUCGUCGUGUCAAGUACACCAUCAUUGACGAGGCUGAUGAGCUUCUCCUCGCGGAUUGGGAGUCGGAUUUUAAUAGGAUUAUGUCGGGUGGAGAUAUCAAUGAGGACGCGGACCACCGUUACUUGAUGUUCUCGGCAACAUUCAACAAGGAGUGCCGCCAGCUGGCCCGCAAGUUCCUUGCUGAUGACCACGUUCGGGUUCGCAUCGGACGUCCUGGCAGCACCCAUAUCAACGUGGACCAGAAUAUUGUGUACGCUGAAGAACAUCUCAAGAAGAAGUGCCUCUACGACUUGCUUCUGGCGAUGCCUCCUUCUCGUACCCUGAUUUUUGUCAACUCGAAGUCACAGGCCGAUUUCUUGGAUGACUACCUGUAUAAUAUGGGCUUGCCCAGCACCUCGAUCCACUCGGACCGUACUCAACGCGAGCGUGAAGAUGCCUUACGUUCUUUCCGUAGCGCCAAAUGCCCCAUCCUCGUCGCUACCGGGGUCUCGGCUCGUGGCCUUGACAUCAAGAAUGUUAUGCACGUUGUUAACUUCGAUCUCCCGCGCCAGUCUCAUGGCGGGAUUACCGAAUACGUUCAUCGCAUUGGACGUACUGCCCGUAUCGGAAAUGAAGGGCUCGCCACCUCUUUUUACAACCACGAUCGCGAUUCGGACCUCGCCCCUUACCUUGUCCGGCUUCUUCUGGAGACAAAGCAGAAGAUACCAGACUUCCUUGAAUCCUACAAGCCUGCCGAUGGUGAGACUUUGUUUGAGGACGAUACCGACGAGGAAGGGGAAGGUAAUGGCGAGAGUGCCAACGAGGACAUCGGCAAUGCCUGGGGUGGAAUUCCGACGGGUGAUACUAGCGAUGCCCCUGCCCCUGCCGUCAACUACGACUUCUAG
Aspergillus alliaceus is the source of this 1773-nucleotide messenger RNA. RefSeq names its product DEAD/DEAH box helicase. Gene Ontology annotation, molecular function: ATP binding; RNA helicase activity; RNA binding. The transcript has 9 exons. The record is from RefSeq and is a predicted model, not a curated record. Gene Ontology annotation, cellular component: nucleus. NCBI's taxonomy places the organism in Eukaryota, Fungi, Ascomycota, Eurotiomycetes, Eurotiales, Aspergillaceae. Bases 1 to 1773 code for a protein of 590 amino acids.